This is a messenger RNA of Dunckerocampus dactyliophorus (ringed pipefish), 2847 nucleotides long. Its product is annotated as dual specificity protein kinase CLK4-like. The transcript is spliced from 13 exons. The coding region runs from base 197 to 1423 and encodes 408 amino acids. Gene Ontology annotation, biological process: regulation of RNA splicing; protein phosphorylation. Gene Ontology annotation, cellular component: nucleus. The record is from RefSeq and is a predicted model, not a curated record. NCBI's taxonomy places the organism in Eukaryota, Metazoa, Chordata, Actinopteri, Syngnathiformes, Syngnathidae. Gene Ontology annotation, molecular function: protein tyrosine kinase activity; ATP binding.
GCAGUGAAGCAUUCAGCGCUUACGUUCCACCCUUGUGGGGAGGGCCAGGAGGAGGACCGUAUGUUACUAAACCGGCAGGAGACCAAAGCGCAUCGAACCUGGGGAGAGACGGAACGCAAAUCGCAGCACCGUUCAAUAAGGCAUAAGCAGCUCUUUUUGGAGGUAAAGUGGGGCUACCCAAUCCAGAAUCUUCAUCAUGGGCAUGAAGGAGAAUUUUGGUUCCUGGUUAGACAGCAAUGAAGCCAGAGCAGAAGUCCAUACUGAGACAAAGACCGGAAGCACCAACCAGUGCUCCACAGAGACGGACAACUCGCUCCAAUCCACCUGCCUCGAUGAUGAUGACGAAGAGGCUCGGAGGAGUCAAGCUGGUCAGAGCCAUGACUAUGAUGAAGAAGAGGGUCACAUGGUCUACCACAUAGGCCUUGUGAUGAAGGAACGCUAUGAGGUGAUCUCUACACUGGGAGCAGGAGCCUUCGGAAAGGUGGUGAAGUGUAUUGAUCGAGACAAGGGUGUGCAGGUAGCAGUGAAGAUCGUGCGGAACAUCAAAAGCUUCCGUGAGGUAGCAAAGUCUGAGAUUGCAGUCCUAGAAGAGAUCAACACGUUGGAUGAUGACAACAGAUUUGCCUGUGUCCGAAUGCUGGAGUGGUUCGAGCACCAAGGCCACGUGUGCAUGGUGUUCGAACUUCUGGGCCUCAGCACCUAUGAGGUCCUUCGCCAAAAUGACUUCCUGCCGUACAGCGUGGACCAGAUCCGACACAUGGCCUUCCAGAUCUUCAGAGCCGUCAGCUUCCUGCAUCGUAAUAAGUUAACCCACACUGAUCUAAAACCAGAGAACAUCCUGUUUGUCUGCUCUGACUACGAUCUGGAGUACAACGAUGACAGGAAACGCGACGAAAGGAAGAUGAGGUGUCUGGAUGUAAAGGUGGUGGAUUUCGGAACCGCCACGUUCGACCAUGAACGGCAUGAACCGCUGGUGUCGACCCGCCACUAUCGAGCCCCCGAGGUCAUACUGGAUCUCGGCUGGAAUCAGUCGUGUGAUGUUUGGAGUUUGGCCUGCGUUCUUAUGGAGUACUAUCUUGGGCAGACACUCUUCCCGACCCAUGACAGUAAAGAACAUCUUGCCAUGAUGGAGAAAAUCUUGGGACCAAUCCCUCCGCACCUGCUGAAACACACCAGAAAACAACACUACGUGCACAACGAGCAGCUGGACUUUGACGAGCAGAGCUCCUCCGGUGAAUACAUCAGGAAACACUGCAAGCCACUCAAGCAGUACAUGCAGAGGAAGAGUGAGGACGAGAGGCAGCUGUUUGACCUGCUCGGCUGCAUGCUGGAGUACGACGUGGGCAGGCGCAUCACCCUGGAGGAGGCGCUUUGGCACCCCUUCUUCAGCCCCAUGAGGACGCAGAAGCAGAAGCGAAGCUAACAGACACACACACACACACACACACACACACACACAGAAAUACACUCAACAUCUACCUCGACCUGGCGCUUUAAAAUAUGACUUUCCUGACAGGCAUUAAUGAUGUGGUGAUUAGCAUUCCUGUCACUUAUUUGACAUUGGGUCGUCACAUUUAGUGCAGGGGUGUCCAAACCUUUUCCACGAGGGCAGCAUAGAGACGACAGGAGGAUGCUUUGAUAUCCUUCACCUUUGUGUUCAUUAAACACGCUAAAAAAAUGCAGUGUACGUCAAAAUAUGCUGAUAUUUCAAAAGAAAAAAUGAAGAGCCUACAUCACAGGCGGGUGAUACAACUGUACACGUUUUUGGUAUUGAGCCGAUAUCAAGUAAAUACAGGACCAGUAUCACAGAUACCGAUACUUUUCUUUUCAAGAUCAUUGAAUGAUUUUGUGUUUUUUGCCUUUGAAUUGUUGAGCAUGAUUAUAAUCAGAAUAAAACACACUUAUUUGUGAGCAAUUUAACAGUAUUUAAUACAGCAAUAUAAGACAAUGUAACAAUGUCAACACAAUAAUACCAUCAUCCCCGCUUAUUACAUACAAUUUUCUGUGAAGUCAAUAGUGCAAAAUAAGUAAACAAAAUCAAAACUACUGUUGGCUCUCAUUCAAAUCCUUUGGAUUUGUGCUCCUAUAACCCUCCUAAUUCUCUGGGUUUGUAAACACGUGUGACUGCACAGUAUGUAGUCGAACAACACAAGAAAAAACACACAGAUGUGAAAGUAGACCUGAAAAAUAUCAAUCUCAUCACGCUAGUAUCCAUCCGAUACCGAUACUACCCUGAUAUCAGCACUACCGAUAAAACCCCUUGAUAUUUGUGGCCCACAGGAUGAUGUCCCUGUGCGGCCCUAAUCCUGCAAUAAAAUCUUUCAAGUUUUGUUUAAUUGUUUGUAAUUUAAAAAAAAAAAAAAAAAAGCAGGGGGGCCACAAAUGGUGCACCCUAAAUAUACUGUAUGUGUGAAGCUGAAAAACAAAGUGAGAGAGCAAUUUUCGGUUUUCUGUUGUACAUUCUUGUGAAUAAAAUAUUAAAUAUGAAUACUGGUGAAUAAAUGAGUGCUUUUAGGUUUUGCUUUAUUAAAAUGAUUUUUAUUUCAUUGUUUUAAAUGUUUAAUUUAUUUGAUGUCUGCAAAUGUUUGGACUUUGAUACAAUGAAAAUACACACACACACACACACACACACACACACGCGCGCGCGCGCACACACACCCAGCAACUGAGGGUGAACUUGCCCCUGCUAAUUAGAUUAUAUAGACAGUGCAGCCUGCAGUCGCACCAAAGUCAAUAUGUAUCUAACCCAACCUAGAAAGCUUCCUUAUGGUCUGCUUGGUGGAGCUGACUAAGGCUGGGGGGGGGAAUGGAUGUUUAUUUAUCAAGAGGCUCAACAAGCGGGGAAGU